Messenger RNA from Amoebophrya sp. A25, 2405 nucleotides. The record is from the annotation of a GenBank genome assembly. Lineage: Eukaryota; Dinophyceae; Syndiniales; Amoebophryaceae.
AUGGUUGGCUUUCCCUUCAUCGGCGCGUCCAUUGGACUGGAAAUCCUACUGCUGAUGGUUGUGAUUCCGGAACAUCGCAGACCGAAAGAUUGCUACACUUUCGCAGAUACCGUAAUAUCGCUGUUGAUGGGUUUGCUCUCCUUGCUAGUGUCCAAGAUUGCCUUUGUGUCAUACGUGCCGAUGUGCUACACCUUCGUGUACAACUUGAUUCAUGGCACUGGGCACGAUCACAAAGACUUCGCUCUUGCGGGUGAUCACGUAUUGGGCGGAUUGAGCAACGACGAGAACAAUGCUUCUUCAACAGGAGGUCCUGGCGUAACAUCUUCUCCUCCAAGUCCAAGUCUAACAUCAGUUGGAGCAGCCAGUACCAGCUUUUUUGCCGCAGACGCUUCUUCGGCUUUGUCUUGGUCUUUCGCCAACGAUUUCCUCGGAUUCAAUGAGGCUAACAGUGUGCCUGCGUUUUGGUUGGCCCUUCUUGCGGCAGACUUGUGGUACUACUUGGUCCACCGUUGGUGCCAUGUCUCUAGCUGGAUGUGGACGGUCCACGCGGUCCAUCACAGCACGGAAGAAUUCAACAUCACCGCGGGACCGCGCGAAGGCUUUCUCUACUGGGUCACGCCCUAUUUUCUCGCUGUGAACUUACCCCUAGCAGUCUUCUUCCCACCGCAAAUUGCGCUGGCAGCUGUAUCCAUCAUCAGCAUCUGGCCCAUUACCCUGCACACUGUUACCUUCCCAGAAGGCAUCGUAUACGGGUCAGCGCUCUGUGCCAAAGAUCAACAAGUAGCAACUUCACCAAAAUCAAAAAAGACUGACGACGUAACCAAUGACGUGGUACUUCUAGAUGCGUGUUACGGACGCAGAAUAGAGAAUCAUCUCGUGUAUUACUGGUCCUACAUUCUGAACAACCCCAGUCUUCAUCGCAUCCACCACGCGCGCAACAGUGACAGGCUUGGAAAGAACUUCGGUUCAAUCCUUGCGAUUUGGGACUACGCUUUUGGCACUUGGGAGCCGGAGAUCAUUCAUCUUCAAGAGUCUAUCCCGGCCCUCCCAAAUACGGAAACUACAGCUUCCUCUCCGCAAAAGAACAAAGUAGCACUAGAUGACAAAGAUGACCUAGAAGACAACGCAAACAACACGACUCCAGUGAGGAAGGCUCUUUUUGGCGAAAGCAGCGAAAUCGAAGAAGCCAACAGCUCCUCCACGAACCAAGAAACCGAGUUCCGACAAAGAAGACAGCAACAGAAAAGCGCGGUCAUGAAUACGCGGGACGACAUUUACUACGGCAUUGUCCCAGUUAUUAGAGUCACUGAGGGCGCAGGCGUGUGGUGGAACAACUGGAUGCCAUUUUGGCACAUGUUUCAGGUGCAGACAGCGGAAUACGGCCAAAGCUCUUGCCUGGCGCUCUGGUAGGAAUGAUUUUUUUCGCUCAACACACAUGAAAACGUACGACAGCCCACAUCAUCCUGAUUUUGUAAAAUAUUAAGCCGCUGUUCAAGUGGGAGUACUUGAGCCCAUCAUAGUGACUUCUGUGUUGACAGCCAAUCUUUACUGACAUCACACUUCAUCUCACACACAGGGCACACUGGACACCUGGCCCCGAGUCACAAUGUCCGAAGCUUGGGUCUCGGCUGAAUCCAACCGACAAAGUAGUGCUGGAUUCGGAAAGACAUACUCCGGAUGCCUUGGCAAGCAACAGUCUCUCACUUCUCGGAACUACAAACGGCGAUAUCUUGUCAGCGCCUUUACUAGCCCAUGGAGGAGGAGCGGGAAGCCCGACAUCACCAUCAGUCGUACACGCGCGAGGAAAUCGACAGGCAGGGUCGGAGUCCCCGUCCUCUCUGUCGUCGACACGUCCGGCUGGUUCUUAUCAACGAGGCACACAUACGGCUACUUCGAAUGAGGUUUUUUCCUUCUGGGCGCGCGUGAUGUACGUGUCAUUGCACUCCGCGUUGUGUUUAGCUGUGGGUAUCUGGUUGCUGAUGGCGAACUGGGAUGAGCUAACGAUUUUCGACACGCCACUCUCGGACACGACCUUGACAAUCGCGGUCUUUUUGGCGGUCUUCUAUCAUUGUGAAUCCGUAUCAAAAGUGCUAGAAACCGUGGUGAUCGCACCAAGUGGCACUACCCAGGGAGGCUACUCGGCGUCGUCAGCGGCUCAGCACUGGCUAUCGUGGCAUCCUUGCUGUCUCGUGAUCAACGAGGUUGUUCGAAAUCUCUCGCUAGUAGCCCUUCUAGUCGCCUACCAGAGCACCGCAGUACCUGUGUAUCUCCUCGUGCAUAUCGCGAUUCUGCUCUUCGCAUCUUACGCGGUGUCGCCCGUGCUUGAACUACACGGUGGAAAAACAGCGAAAGAACAGCAUUCGCGUGCCGCUCGCUCGUUUGAAGUGACUGCAACGCGGUUGUAA